AUGGAGGGAAUUCCUGUGAAGAGUGUGAUAUCUUCAGCUUCAACAUCUCACUCUCAUCAUUUCCAAAGGAAAACAAUCAUACAACUAUCAUCUUCUCCCACAACGAGGGUUCCCACCCAAAAUAGAUACUCACGUUUUUCUGUUCGGGCCAAACUUUCUUCUGCUGAUUUUCAAGAUUUUCAGAGCUAUGCAAGGCCUUUGUAUCUUUUGCCAGCCUCUGAGGUGAAAGUGUACACAAAUACAUCAGUAGAAAACAUUUCAUCAUUGCUGAAGGAGGAUGGAUCGAGAUAUUUAUUUAUGGUCAAGCUAUGUACUAGCAACUCAAAUGGCUCAAGUAUUAGUGACUUAAAUGCCGGAGUUAUCCUUUGUUUGAUAGAUGAAAAUGGAAAUUCCAUAUUGCAAAGGAUCCCUGUGAGUUUGAUGACGGAUCAUUCUACAGAAUCGGGGGAUAUGACUAAUAUUGACAUACUUCAUUUCCAAAGAGGUUCUGUGGAUGAGUUCAUUUUUGAGGGUCCUAAACUUGCAAGGCUGGAGGCUCUUUGGGUUAGUGUUGAAUCAGGUCAGUGGCGCCUAGGAGGUGUAUCCUUAAUGGUUAUUAGUUGUGAAGGGCAACUGUCUGGGUUGGAAGAUGAGGUACCAAGGUACACUGGCUUCCAGUAUGACUUUCAGAUUGAUGAUGUGUUGCUUGGUGAGGGAACUGAUCUGUCCUUGUUGGAAUUAAGACCUACCCUUGUGACUGAGCUGGAAGGGAAUGAUCUCACAAGCAUCUUCAACAAAGGACUUAAUGACACCUUACUUUCAAAUCCUAAGAUCUUAAAGGAAGAGAGCAUGAAGGAAUAUGCAGAUUUGAAAUUCUCAUUGUUAUUUUAUGAUGCUAUGCUGACACUUUUUGGAACAUCAGUAGCUUCCUUCUCGGCCGGGGAAAAUGCUGGGAUUGCUUUCUUGAUUGGUGGGAUUGGAGGCUUCUUGUAUCUGCUACUGUUGCAGAGAUCUGUGGAUGAAUUGCCUGCUUCAGAACUAAUCACCAGUGACAAUGAUGCAUUGUUCAAAGGAGUCAAGGGUCUAAUAGCAAGUGCGGCUUUGGCUCUAGGCUUGGCAGUAAUUGCAUCAAGGUAUAGCUCAGGAGAACUUCAAGUCAUGCUAACACCAAAAGAUGUCAUAGUUGGAAUGAUGGGAUUUCUUGCGUGUAAAGUUUCUGUGCCGUUGGCUGCCUUUAAGCCUAUAACACUAGGUCAAAAGUUACCAUCUGAUAUGUAA
This is a messenger RNA of Sphenostylis stenocarpa, 1257 nucleotides long. The record is from the annotation of a GenBank genome assembly. NCBI's taxonomy places the organism in Eukaryota, Viridiplantae, Streptophyta, Magnoliopsida, Fabales, Fabaceae.